AUGGGGCUUCAGUCCGAAAACAGCAAAGCCUCGGCAACCCAGGAUAAGCCUCCGAGGUUGAACACCUGCCCGGGCAAGGUCUUCUGUAACAUUAAGGUAUUUGUGUUUUGCCAUGGCCUGAUGCAGCUGUCUCAACUCCUCUACAGUGCUUACUUUAAGAGUAGCUUGACUACCAUCGAGAAGCGCUUUGGCCUCUCCAGUUUGUCCUCUGGCUUUAUCUCCAGUUUACAUGAGAUUGGCAAUGUCAUCCUCAUCAUCUUUGUGAGCUACUUUGGUAGUCGAGUUCAUCGACCUCGGAUCAUUGGCCUGGGAGGUCUCCUGUUGGCACUAGGGGCCUUCCUUUUGACUCUUCCACAUUUCCUUUCUGGACGAUAUGAAUAUUCUUCAGCACAAAUUAAUAACCAGAGCAGCCAGCCCAGGUUAGAGCUCUGUCAAGGAGGAUUUAAGUGUUCGAAUGCCACUGUGAAUGUCAAGGCAGAGGCCAGUAUCAUGUGGGGAUUAAUGAUACUUGCCCAACUCUUGGCUGGAAUUGGAACAGUCCCUAUCCAGCCUUUUGGAAUUUCCUAUGUGGAUGACUUUGCUGAGCCAAACAAUUCUCCUUUGUACAUAGCAAUCUUAUUUUCCAUCUCAGUGUUUGGUCCAGCUUUUGGCUACCUACUUGGCUCUGCAGCAUUGAGGAUUUUUGUAGAUUUUGGACGGGUUAGCUCAAAGGAUGUAAACUUGACGCCAAAUGACCCACGUUGGAUUGGAGCAUGGUGGUUGGGUCUUCUCGUUGCUGCUGGUUGUUUGCUACUCUGUUCCAUUCCCUAUUUCUUCUUCCCUCGAUAUAUGCUGAAAGGGAAGGAAGCAUCUGAAGCAGAUAUCCUGAAGAAGAUUGAAAAAGCAAAGGAAGAGUCCCUGAUGGUUUUUAUCAAAAAGUUCCCGCAAGGCUUCUUAAAACUGCUCCUCAAUCCACUCUUCAUAUUGUUGGUCUUGGCGCAAUGCAGCUUCUCCUCUGUUCUUGCUGGGCUCUCUACCUUCCUCAACAAGUACCUGGAAAAACAAUUUGGUGCUACCCCCUCUUAUGCUAACUUCCUCAUUGGAUCUGUGAAUUUACCUGCAGCUGCCGUAGGGAUGCUCAUCGGAGGGCUCAUCAUGAAACGUUUUGCUUUCUCACUCAAAGCCAUCCCACGUUUCACCAUCGUGGUGUUACUUAUCUCCACCCUUUGCUAUCUUCCUCUCUUUUUUAUGGGCUGCUCUUCACAGACCGUGGCUAGAAUUAAUCUGUCCAGUACAUCAAGUUCCCCAGAACAAAAUCCUUGUAACCUUCGUUGCUCCUGCUCAAAGUAUCUCUUCCAUCCAGUCUGUGGAGAUGAUGGUGUGGAGUACCUCUCUCCCUGUCACGCUGGCUGUACUGGUUUCUUCUCUAAUUCUUCAGCAUCUGGAAUUAUCUACACAAAUUGCUCCUGUAUCUCCACCAAGAAUGGACAAUCUUCAGCAAAGAUUGGAUCUUGCUCUGUUAGCUGUGCCCAUCUGUUGUUACCUGUUAUAUUCGUCAUCUCAUUUUCUGCAUUGAUUGCCUGUCUAUCUCACAACCCUCUCUACAUGAUGGUGUUACGAGUGGUGUCCUAUGAAGAAAAGUCUUUUGCUAUUGGAAUCCAGUUCCUGUUGAUGAGAUUACUGGCCUGGUUGCCAGCUCCUACCCUCUUUGGCAUCCUGAUUGACUCUUCUUGCAUAUGGUGGAAGCAAACCUGCAACAGAAAGAGUGGAUCCUGCCAUUAUUAUAACAAUGGCGUCUUCCGCAGCAGGUACUUAGGCCUCCAGGUUGGCUACAAAAUUAUUGGAAUUCUGCUAUUAUCUUUCCUCAGCUGGAAGCUGACCAGGAACAAGCAAUACAAUGUGCAAGAUAAAGCUGCUGACUUAGAAUAGCUCUACACUACAACAAGACCCGCUUCAAGCAUCAUUUUGUGUGAUGUUUAAAUUUACUUACCUUGGCCUUUGUGCCUUUUGUUUUAUUUUAUUUUUUUACAAUACAGGCACCAUUGUAUAUAAGUAGCUGAACUUGAACUCCUACAUGAACAGUUUCUGCUGCAUGUAGUCCAGCUAAAAGAACAUGUUUGUGCUGGGGAACGGAGAUCACACAGCCAGCUCAUUUCAUUGAGAGGCAUUGAAAUGAAAAUACCCAGAGCCAGCAAAAGGGACCCCCCCCCGGGGGGUGCAACAGUGGUAGAGGCAUCUUCAAAGACUGGACCAGAGAUGUACAGAUGUUUGGAAGACAAUGGGUUCUCUUGUUUUUAUGUCAAAACAAUGGAAAUGGCAAGUGUUAUACCUUAAAACAGUGGUCCCCAACCUUUUUUGUACCAGGGAC
Molecule: messenger RNA, 2347 nt
Organism: Notechis scutatus (mainland tiger snake)
Lineage: Eukaryota; Metazoa; Chordata; Lepidosauria; Squamata; Elapidae
Gene: SLCO2A1
Product: solute carrier organic anion transporter family member 2A1
Biological process (GO): sodium-independent organic anion transport; transmembrane transport; prostaglandin transport
Cellular component (GO): basolateral plasma membrane
Molecular function (GO): prostaglandin transmembrane transporter activity; protein binding
Source: RefSeq, a predicted model, not a curated record